GAGAGAGCGGCGGCUGUGCGGGUGGGUGAGUGCUGCCGGGGCUCGGGUGCGGACCGCGAGCUGCCACUGACGGAAAGAGCGGGAACAUCGGCUGCGAGCUGCGGCACGGCGCCGUUCGCAGACUGGCCUGACGUCGCUGGAGCCUUUUGUCGGCCUUUCGUUCCGUAAGGAGGGCGGGCUGGUAUUUGCGGCGUGUCGGACUUCGGCUUCCCCUCUGCGCUCGGAGCUGCCGCGGCCCCAUGGCGACCUACCUGGAGUUCAUUCAGCAGAACGAGGAGCGCGACGGCGUGCGCUUCAGCUGGAACGUGUGGCCGUCCAGCAGGCUGGAGGCUACGCGGAUGGUCGUGCCUCUGGCCUGCCUGCUGACCCCGCUGCGGGAGCGCCCGGACCUGCCGCCCGUGCAGUACGAGCCCGUGCUCUGCAGCAGGGCCACCUGCAAGGCCGUGCUCAACCCGCUCUGCCAAGUUGACUAUCGGGCCAAGCUCUGGGCUUGCAAUUUCUGUUUUCAGAGAAAUCAGUUUCCUCCAGCAUACGCAGGCAUAUCUGAAGUCAACCAGCCAGCUGAACUUAUGCCUCAGUUUUCAACAAUUGAAUAUAUAGUGCAGCGAGGCCCGCAGACGCCAUUGAUCUUCCUGUAUGUUGUCGACACGUGCUUGGAAGAGGAGGACUUGCAGGCCCUGAAGGAGUCCCUCCAGAUGUCCCUAAGUCUGCUGCCUGCUGACGCUCUAGUGGGGCUUAUCACAUUUGGCAGAAUGAUCCAGGUUCACGAGCUGAGCUGUGAAGGGAUUUCUAAGAGCUACGUGUUUAGAGGCACUAAAGACCUGACAGCUAAGCAAAUACAGGAUAUGCUUGGUCUUUCAAGGCCAGCUGUCCCCAUUCAGCAGGGAAGGCCUCUUCAAGCUCCAGAACAGCCUGUUAUUUCAAGCAGGUUCCUGCAGCCAGUACAGAAGAUUGACAUGAAUUUAACAGAUCUCCUUGGAGAACUUCAAAGGGACCCGUGGCCAGUGACCCAGGGAAAGAGGCCUUUACGUUCCACUGGAGUAGCUCUUUCGAUUGCUGUUGGCUUGCUAGAGGGCACAUUUCCAAACACAGGAGCGAGAAUAAUGCUAUUUACAGGCGGUCCACCAACGCAAGGACCAGGCAUGGUGGUGGGAGAUGAAUUGAAAACACCCAUUCGUUCUUGGCAUGACAUAGAGAAGGACAACGCGAGGUUCAUGAAGAAGGCCACCAAGCACUAUGAGACUCUGGCCAAUCGCACUGCCACCAAUGGUCACUGCAUUGAUAUCUACGCCUGCGCCCUGGAUCAGACUGGACUGCUAGAGAUGAAAUGUUGUGCAAACCUCACUGGAGGACACAUGGUGAUGGGAGAUUCCUUCAACACUUCUCUCUUCAAGCAGACCUUCCAGCGGGUAUUCAACAAAGGGCUCAGUGGGGAAUUUCGGAUGGCUUUUGGUGCAAAUUUGGAAGUGAAGACAUCCAGAGAGCUGAAAAUUGCAGGUGCUAUUGGACCGUGUGUAUCCCUGAAUGUGAAAGGACCGUGUGUUUCUGAAAAUGAACUUGGAAUUGGAGGAACAUCUCAGUGGAAAAUUUGUGGUCUGGAUCCCUGCACAACUCUGGCCAUUUACUUUGAAGUGGUAAAUCAGCACAAUGCACCAAUACCUCAGGGAGGCCGAGGGGCAGUACAGUUUGUCACCCAGUAUCAACACUCCAGCACACAGAAACGCAUUCGUGUCACCACCAUAGCCAGAAACUGGGCAGAUGCACAAAGUCAGCUCCAGCACAUAGAAGCUGCAUUUGACCAGGAAGCAGCUGCUGUGCUGAUGGCACGGCUGGGAGUGUACAGAGCUGAGUCUGAGGAGGGACCUGAUGUGCUGCGAUGGCUGGACAGACAGCUGAUCAGACUGUGUCAGAAAUUUGGACAAUACAACAAAGAUGAUCCCAACUCCUUCAGAUUGUCGGAAUCAUUUUCUUUGUAUCCCCAGUUCAUGUUCCAUUUGCGACGCUCCCCAUUCCUGCAGGUCUUCAAUAACAGUCCAGAUGAAUCUUCUUAUUACCGUCACCACUUUGCUAGGCAAGAUCUCACUCAGUCUCUCAUUAUGAUUCAGCCCAUCCUUUAUGCUUAUUCUUUCCACGGACCUCCUGAGCCAGUGCUUUUGGACAGCAGCAGCAUUCUUCCUGACAGAAUCCUACUGAUGGACACUUUCUUCCAGAUAGUUAUCUACCUUGGUGAGACUAUUGCACAGUGGCAGAAAGCUGGUUACCAAGACAUGCCUGAAUAUGAAAACUUCAAGCACCUACUGCAGGCUCCAUUGGAUGAUGCCCAGGAAAUCCUGCAGACCAGAUUCCCAAUGCCACGUUAUGUCCACACUGAACAUGGGGGCAGCCAGGCUCGAUUCCUGUUGUCUAAAGUGAACCCUUCUCAGACCCACAAUAACCUCUAUGCAUGGGGACAGGGUGGCUGUCCUAGUAGAGGUGCUGCAGAACAGCCCAGUACCUCAGCAGCCUGAUGACAGCAGGAGAUGAGUGGUUUCCAGCAGCAGUGCUUUUGUCUCUGUCAUCUUUCCUGUAACCAAGUUACCUAAGUAGUGCACAGGUAGACAAGGAGAAUGUAUUUUGUGGCUGCUACUGAUGGAAGCAGCUGAUAGAGAAACUCUUACAGGUUUUAGAUGAGCUGAUGUGGAAAUUAUAUUUGCCUUCUGCUACAAAUCUGAUGUAAAAGCUCUUAGUCCAUAGUUAGUGUAUUUAGUUUUCUGUAACUAGCAUACAGAUACGUAUAGAUCUGAUUUUUCUAUCAAUAAUAGUUUUUAAUGUCUUCUGCCUUGUUUCCAUAGAGCCUUGAGCAGAAACCUUCCUAAUGCGUUAGAAGGAAGAGACUUUUCUGCAACAGUGCAGGUGGCAUUCAAAGAUAUUGUCAACUAGCAGACUACCCUUCAAGGGGAAAAGGUUUAGCAGGCAGUUAGCUUAGUGCUGACAUUUGCUUUGCUUUUGCUUAGUCCCCAGGGCCAGCAGCGCUAUUUCACGCUCAUUAUCUAUUUCCUUAAUUUCU
Molecule: messenger RNA, 3046 nt
Organism: Lagopus leucura (white-tailed ptarmigan)
Lineage: Eukaryota; Metazoa; Chordata; Aves; Galliformes; Phasianidae
Gene: SEC23B
Product: SEC23 homolog B, COPII coat complex component
Exons: 19
Coding region: 240-2507 (755 amino acids)
Biological process (GO): COPII-coated vesicle cargo loading; intracellular protein transport; endoplasmic reticulum to Golgi vesicle-mediated transport
Cellular component (GO): endoplasmic reticulum exit site; COPII vesicle coat
Molecular function (GO): GTPase activator activity; zinc ion binding
Source: RefSeq, a predicted model, not a curated record